Drosophila montana is the source of this 2931-nucleotide messenger RNA. It is a transcript of the gene hoe2, whose product is annotated as hoepel2. The record is from RefSeq and is a predicted model, not a curated record. The transcript has 6 exons. Gene Ontology annotation, biological process: transmembrane transport. NCBI's taxonomy places the organism in Eukaryota, Metazoa, Arthropoda, Insecta, Diptera, Drosophilidae. Gene Ontology annotation, cellular component: membrane. Bases 88 to 2703 code for a protein of 871 amino acids.
AACUCGAGUCGCGGGCCGUUCGCAUGUCCGAGCUCCAGCUCCAAGUGCUCCGCUCCAGAAGUUCCCUAUUGGAAUCCAGCUGUGGUCAUGGGUCUGCUUGAGAUGCUGCGUCGGUUGGGUCGUCCCCCCGCCGGCGGCGGCGUCGGCUGCAACAUCGAGCUGCAGCGUCGCGUGCCCUGCAAAUCGAAUCAAUUGGACGUUCAGCCCGAGUCUGGGCAGGCUGCGGCGGGAUGCGGGGGCAGGACACAGUCGCAGGUCACGGAGCAGUCGCUGCAGGUGUGGCGCGCGCUGCCCGCUGAGAUUCGACAUGAUCCCAGCAUGGCCAGCUUUCAAAUGGAGAACGAACGCAUUUACGGUUCCAUGGUCGGGGACAGCGAUGCGGAGGAGGCGUACGUGGACGCGGACCUGGACGCCGAGGAGGAGGAUCCGUCGAGUCACCUCCAGCAGCAGCAGCACCAGCAGCUGGAUGGGCGCACCGCCAGCUAUGCGGGCUCCGAUUAUCUGGACAUCAAGCUGAGAAACGGCUGCGAGGCGGACAAGAGCACGGACGACGAGGUGACCACCACUCACUCUGACCACGAGCAGCCGCACGCAAAUGGACCCGGCAAUGCCAAAACUCUGGCUCGGCGCCUGCAUCACAAGUCGAAGCGCUCCAAGGAGCAGCUGCAGCGCGACAAGCUCUGGAAGCGCUGCGGCCUGCUCAUCUGUUGGCUAUUCGCUGCCGCAGUCCUGAUCAGCGUCGGCGAGAAGCAGCUGCUCGAGAAGAUUGUCCAGGUGCCGCAGGGCGAGUCGGGCAAAUUUUUCCAGCUGCAGCAGAAGCCCAUGGGCGACUUUCGGCUGAAGCUCCACGGCGCCUUCGAGUCAUCGAGGAGUCACUUGCUCGGCCAGGAGCAGAACGAGACGGAGCAGAGUCAAGCUCAUUUAUUUGUGCAGCCGCAGCUCAGUCGCAAUCAGAGCAAGGAGUUUCAGGACAUUCUGGCGCCCUGGCAGCUGGAAUUGGUGCCUGAGGAGCAGCUGCUCCAUGCGCCCGCCGUGCCACGCAAUCACACCUUCCAGCUGACCGCGGAGCUGUUGGAGCUGCUCGCCCACCCCGCCAGCCAGAUGCGUCUGCACAUCUUUAGCGAUGCCCGGCAGGAGUUGGCCCUGGAGCUCAGCUACAAUCCGUUGAUUGUGAAUAAUCGCACGGGCAGCAUUCUGGCGGGGAUUAUCCUGCUGCUCUUUUAUGGGCUGCUCGUCUGGGAGCAGCUGGAUCGUCCGUUUGCUGCGAUGAUAUGCGCCGUGCUCUCGGUCACCGCAUUGGCCGUCUUUCAGGAUCGCCCCAACAUGGAGGAGAUCAAACAGUGGAUGGACAUGGAGCUGCUUACGCUCGUUUUUUGCAUGAUGCUCCUCAUCCUUAUCCUGACCGAGACGGGCGUCUUUGAUUAUCUCGCAGUUGUUUGCUUUGAGAUAUCCGGCGGCAAGAUCUGGCCCAUGAUCUACAGCCUCUGCCUGGUCACCUGCCUGGUGUCCAGUGUCCUAGACAACAUGACCACCGUGCUCCUUCUCACGCCCGUCGCCAUUCGUUUGUGUGAGGUCAUGCAGCUGGAUCCUCUGCCCGUCGUCAUGGGCAUCAUUGUCCAUGCCAAUAUCGGCGGCGCUCUCACCCCCAUUGGAGAUCCCAUCAGCAUUAUCGUCGGCACAAAUCACUUUAUCGUCGAGAAUGGCGUCAAUUUCCUGACCUUUGUGGCCCACAUGCUGCCCGGCGUGCUGCUGGCGGUGCUGCAGAGCUGCGCUUAUUUGCGUCUCUAUUAUCGCAACAUUGACGAGCUGCGUCUGAAUGAGCCCAAGGAGCUGGGCGAGCUGCGGCGCGAGAUCAGGGUGUGGCAGCGUGCACUGAACGCGAUCGCCGUCUGCUCCAAGGACGCUCAGCUAGUGCGCGGCACGCUCCACGGCAAGGUGAAGCAGCUGAAGCGGACGCUGAGGCGCAAACAACGCGGCGUCGGCUCCACAGAGAUCUAUGCGAGCACGCUGGAUGAGCUCAAACAGAAGUACCCGAUCAAGAAUAAGAAGCUGCUGCUGCAAUCGACUGGCGCCUUGCUCUUUGUCAUCGUUUGUUUUCUGGUGCAGUCGGUGCCCCAUUGGCGAACCCUGCCCCUGGGCUGGGUGGCCCUGCUGGGCGUGAUCCUGCUGCUGAUUGUGCUCGACCGCGAUGAUAUGGAGCAUCUGAUACAUCGCAUCGAGUGGACGACGCUGUUGUUCUUUGGCGCCAUGUUCGUGAUGAUGGAGUGCGUGGAGCGUCUCGGGCUGCUCGUCAGCAUUGCCGAGCUGACGGAGCACGUCAUCCUGGCCGUGCAGCCGGGCCACAGACUGGCCGUGGCCAUUUCGAUGAUACUGUGGAUAACGGCGCUGGCCUCCUCCGUGCUGGACAGCAUUCCGGUUGCCGCGAUGAUGGUCAAGCUGGUCACCUCGCUGGUGGCCAAGUCAUCCCUCGGCCUACCCCUGCAGCCGCUCGUCUGGGCCCUAACGCUGGGCGCCUCCCUCGGCGGCAAUGGCACCCUCUACGGCGCCUCCGCGAACGUCAUCGCGGCUGGCAUCGCCGAACAGCACGGCUACAAAUUGUCCUUUACGCGUUAUCUGAAGACCGUGCUGCCCAUGAUGCUGGCUCAGAUCGCACUCAUGACCAUCUACCUGCUGCUGGCCCACGUUCUCUUCAGCUGGCAUUAAAUAAAUACAAUCUAUUCAAGAUUUAUAACUAUCUCAAAACUAUAAAGUUCUGGAUUUCUUUUUACUAUCUUUAAGAUAUUAACUAUUCGAUUGCAUAAAAUCAAUUAAAUUUAAGUCUUUGCUUGGAUUUGUAAUCUCGCAAUGUCUUAUUCGUAUACUCUAUUUAGAGAAUAUUCACAAACCAAAGUGUUUCAGUUUGAAAAUAAAGUAUUUUAUUAUUAAGCAAAA